Messenger RNA from Rhineura floridana, 1353 nucleotides. RefSeq names its product histone H2A type 2-C-like. Gene Ontology annotation, molecular function: DNA binding; protein heterodimerization activity; structural constituent of chromatin. The transcript has a single exon. Gene Ontology annotation, cellular component: nucleosome. Bases 34 to 423 code for a protein of 129 amino acids. The record is from RefSeq and is a predicted model, not a curated record. Lineage: Eukaryota; Metazoa; Chordata; Lepidosauria; Squamata; Rhineuridae.
AGUGGGAGGUUUAGAAUUUUGCUAAGCUAUAUCAUGUCUGGCCGUGGAAAGCAAGGUGGGAAAGCCAGAGCGAAGGCCAAGACUCGGUCUUCCCGGGCUGGCCUGCAGUUCCCGGUGGGCCGAGUGCAUCGCCUGCUUCGCAAAGGCAACUACGCGGAGCGCGUGGGAGCCGGGGCGCCGGUCUACAUGGCCGCCGUGCUGGAGUACCUGACGGCCGAGAUUCUGGAGCUGGCCGGCAACGCCGCGCGGGACAACAAGAAGACGCGCAUCAUCCCUCGCCACUUGCAGCUGGCCAUCCGCAACGACGAGGAGCUGAACAAGUUGCUGGGCAAAGUCACUAUCGCCCAGGGGGGCGUCCUGCCCAACAUCCAGGCCGUUCUGCUCCCCAAGAAAACCGAGAGCCACAAAGGCAAGGCCAAGUAGAAGCAGCCUUGUUCGGCCUCUACGGCUGCAGCGUCUAGAACCCAAAGGCUCUUUUCAGAGCCACACACGCCUUUCCUGAAAGAGUUCGUAAACGCUUCCAAGGCAACCCAUGGGGAAUGCCGCCACCUUUCUUGUUUUUGAAGUUCAUUUGUUACAUGGGCAUUUUUAGUUGCAGGAUCUGAAAAUCGGGGAUUAGGCGAAGAUAGAAAUCAAAGGAGGAGCGGGGAAGUAGGGCUGGUGAUCCCUUUCAUCCGGUAUUAGUGCAUCUUGCCUGAAUAAGGCUUCCGGCUCUUACUGGAGCCACCUUUACAUUUAUCAAAUAAACGAUUCCAGCUUUUUGUGAAAAAGUAGGUGGCCCUUAAAAGGGCCUUUGUUAUAUCGGCGGGUGUUGUUGAGAAUCAGCCUCCAAAACCAUACAGUGUGCGGCCUUGCCGCUUCAGUGCGUAGACGACGUCCAUGGCGGUUACAGUCUUUCUCUUUGCAUGCUCUGUGUAAGUCACAGCAUCACGGAUCACAUUCUCCAAGAACACCUUCAACACACCACGAGUCUCUUCAUAGAUCAAGCCCGAAAUGCGCUUGACUCCACCGCGACGAGCCAGGCGACGGAUAGCAGGUUUAGUUAUACCCUGGAUAUUAUCACGAAGCACCUUCCGAUGCCUCUUAGCGCCUCCUUUACCUAACCCCUUCCCACCCUUGCCACGACCAGACAUAACUCCUUGAACGACUUCUCACACCUCUAUAAGAAAAACACUGUGUAAGAGCUUCUUUUAUAUUAGGAAGCCCGACCACAGGGGAAACUGAGGAUUCUUGCACCUCACUAAAUUACGCCCACUUUCCAAAAUCUCCAUAGGCUGCAUGUGUACCCAAUCAGCUUCUGGGAAUUUUAAAAUUCUCCAAUAAAAAUCUAAUUAUCGUUUCAGACGCAUAAUA